This is a messenger RNA of Dibothriocephalus latus, 243 nucleotides long. NCBI's taxonomy places the organism in Eukaryota, Metazoa, Platyhelminthes, Cestoda, Diphyllobothriidea, Diphyllobothriidae. The record is from the annotation of a GenBank genome assembly.
AUGAAAUCAUUUUAUGGCAUCAAGAUCUGGAAACCAGUCAUGCAGACGACCGCCACCACCACCAGUACGCACACACCAACCCCCUCCACCACCAUCAUGGAGGUCUGCGCGACAUCUGACAAGCCCCUAAUGACCGGUUCCUCGUCUUCUCACUUCGACGAACCCUCUUGCUUCCUUCCAAACCUUACUGGACAAAUUCCCACAAUGCCCAAACACGUCUUCCUCAACACCUUGCCAGGGUAA